Molecule: messenger RNA, 479 nt
Organism: Zophobas morio
Lineage: Eukaryota; Metazoa; Arthropoda; Insecta; Coleoptera; Tenebrionidae
Exons: 4
Coding region: 74-457 (127 amino acids)
Cellular component (GO): membrane
Molecular function (GO): phosphatidylinositol bisphosphate binding
Source: RefSeq, a predicted model, not a curated record
GGUUGUCCAUUUUCUUCGUUUGUUGUGGAACAUACAACAAAUUCGUCUGAUCGAAGAUGUCACCUACGGAGAUAUGUUUGUAUUUGAUGGUAAAGAUACAACAUUACGAUUUAUGCUCAAGGCAACACCGAUGAUUCUUUAUAAAAUGAUGGUUGUUAUAUACAAGCAAGUGUUCUCAAAUCGACUAAAAGCUGUUUACAUUAUCAAUGCCCCUCCCUUUACAGAAAAGCUUCUUGCUAUUCUUAGGAGUGUUCUAAAACCUAAACUCAUAGAACGAAUACACUUUUGUGAAAAUUUGGGUGUUUUAGUUGAAAAAAUCGGGAGUGAAGUUCUUCCUAUGGGUUAUGGAGGCAAAGAAAAUUCUCUAGAAGAAUUGCAGGAAAAGCUUCAUCAAAAAUUUAGGAGCGUGAAGAUUAUUUUACUCAACUGGACAAAAUUCGUAUACAUCAAGCUUUGAAACCUCAGACUCUGAAAAAUGA